This is a messenger RNA of Raphanus sativus (radish), 1326 nucleotides long. RefSeq names its product protein PHLOEM PROTEIN 2-LIKE A8. The coding region runs from base 16 to 1179 and encodes 387 amino acids. The record is from RefSeq and is a predicted model, not a curated record. NCBI's taxonomy places the organism in Eukaryota, Viridiplantae, Streptophyta, Magnoliopsida, Brassicales, Brassicaceae. Gene Ontology annotation, biological process: signal transduction. The transcript has 3 exons.
UAUAUAACCGACAACAUGAAGGCUCGUCUUUCUUCUAAGCAGACUCUCUUUGGAGUUUUGGGACUCAAGAAAAUCUCUCACAUGGCUUCUUCUUCUGUUAUGGGACAAGUGAGUACGGCAAUGCAACCUCAAGUCUUCAUAAACUUCCGCGGAUCUGAGCUGCGGAGAAGCUUCAUAGCCUUUCUCGAGCCUGCCAUGAGAGAAGCAAAUAUAAACGUCUUCAUAGACGAACUAGAGCUUAUGGGCACAGACCUAGAAAACCUUUUGGUGAGGAUUGAGGAAUCAAAGGUCGCACUGGCGAUCUUCUCUAGGGAUUACACCAGCUCGGUAUGGUGUCUCGACGAGCUUGUCAAGAUUAAGGAAUGUAAGGAUCAGCGCGGUCUUAAAGUGAUUCCCAUCUUCUACAAGCUUGAACCUUCAGUCGUGAAAUAUCUUCAAGGAAGCUUUGGCGAUAAUUUCAGGAAUCUGAAGCGCAAUCAUCAACACGAGCCUCUGAAAACCCAAAAAUGGGAGGAAGCUUUAACUUCCAUUACUGAAACAAUUGGGAUGCGCUUGCCAGAACAAAGUGACAGGUCCGAUAAAGAGUUCAUAAAUUCAAUCGUGGAAGAGGUUAAAAAAUUGCUGGCGAGUAUCCCCAUUGUAGAAAAACCUCCAAGAGAAGUAAAGAACCAGUCAAGCGGACUUUUCUUUGUCCCUGCAAGGAGACUUGAAAUUACUCAUUCGGAGAAUCCUGAAAACUGGACAUGGAGUUCUAUCUACGAUGGGCAAAGCAAAGCAGACAUUGAAGUGGCAACGCUGAUUAAGGUGUACUGGCUACAUAUAACCGGGAAUUUUCACACAAGGAAGCUAACACCGGGGACAAAGUACGAGGUAGUGUUCAUUUUGAACUUAGAUGAUACAGCAUCCGGAUGGGAGGAGCCAGUAACCCUAAAGCUGAAGCUGGAACAUCGUGGUGGACGCCAGAGUAUACAGGAGCGUACUCUGAGCUUAGAUGACUACAUUGACGACGGCAAUAAUUGGGUGGAUAUUCAAGUUGGAGAUUUUGAGGCACCGCCAAAGAGUGCGGCCGCCAAGAUCUUCUUUUCUUUGCAUCAAUACGUUGACACUGAUCGGAAAGAUGGCCUCGUGGUAAAAGGUGUUGCAAUACGCCCCAAGGCCAUGGACCAUGUCACUAUAUGAAUGGAGAAUCAUACUUGAUCUUUUAAUAUCUAAUUCAGUUUUUCCUUUAUGAAACGUGGUUUACGUCGCCUACUUUAUUUGUUAGCUGAUGAACCUUUGUUUGGUUUUAUCCAUUACUUUUUUAUAAUUGCAUUCAUAAUUUAGUUU